Molecule: messenger RNA, 1302 nt
Organism: Exaiptasia diaphana
Lineage: Eukaryota; Metazoa; Cnidaria; Anthozoa; Actiniaria; Aiptasiidae
Product: thiopurine S-methyltransferase-like
Exons: 2
Coding region: 1-678 (225 amino acids)
Molecular function (GO): thiopurine S-methyltransferase activity
Source: RefSeq, a predicted model, not a curated record
AUGGUUGAGAAUGUCGAAUAUUGGGCAAAAUGKUGGGAAGAAGGAUUUACYYCUUGGCACAWGACCURCRUUCAUGWAUGCUUAGAGCAGCAUUACCAGAAGCUAAUACCAUYAUCGGRACAGCCAACAAAGACCAGAAUAUUUGUUCCUUUAUGUGGAAAAUCACUGGACAUGAUCUGGCUCGAGGAGAAGGGAUUUCAGGUUGUKGGUSUCGAGGGAGUGGAGAGUGUUGUUGCAGCUUUCUUCCAAGAGAACAACAUUUCAUUUSAAGUAAAACCAAGUCCUGASAACCCUGAGAUAAAGUGUUAUCAUGGUAUUGACAAGGACAUUACGAUYUAUYCAGUGGAUKUGUUCAAAGUCGCHACCGAUACAUUGGGGGGCUCUUUUGAUGCAGUAUGGGACAGGGGCUCUCUUUCAGCUAUUGGCCUGUAUACUGAGAAUCGAGGUAAAAGAUAUGCUGAUUUAUUAGCGAGUUUGCUAAGACCAAAUGGCCGUAUCUUGGUUGAAAACCAUGUAUAUAUAGACGACCCUGGACCACGAAGUGGACCCUCGCAUGUUCCACCAGAAGUUCUGCAUGAUUUGUUUGGAGACAAGUUUGACAUUGCAACACUGGACGUGGAAGAUAGUCCUACAAAGGGACCUUACAAUCAUUCAUACAACUUAAUGACUUUGAAAUGAUUGCUGAGUUCACAUUGACUAUCCCGAAAAUUAGUAUGAUGCCGAAACAUACAGCUGUAAAUGAAGUUUAGGCUGCUGUAGAGUAUUUUAAUUCAUAGUGUUUGUAAUCAGGCAGGCUCAUGCAAUAGUCCCAGAAAGUUUCAAAAGUUCUCACUUCUUAGCAUGUAUGCCUCUCAGGACAACCAUCUCAGCAAAUGUUGCUCCCUAUUAAUAGUCAUCAGGCUGGACACGGUGCAAUGUAACUUUAGGAUAYCUUUUGACGACCCUCAAACAAAAAACAAUUAGGAAACCUAGUAACAAAGAAGUAGGAAAGAAGAUAAAUUUAGAAAAUGGAAGACGUUAAAUGAAAGCUCAUGGUGGCCAGAAAAAAACGGCAAGUCGGGGAGAUUUGAUUCAUGUAUAAAUUAAUUACUACAGUAUUUGGUAUGUAGAUAGAGAUAAAUGAAAAACAUCGUCAUAUAAUGGAAAUAGAUAUACUUUUCUGGUAGCUGUGUUCCUGUAAGUGGAAUUCACGCUGUUUCACUAUUCAUCGCGAUCGUGUUUGUUCCGUUAUCAUGUUGAUAUAAAAAACCUUUCCCUUCACUAAAGGGUCAAAAUGAUUGCCACGUAAGACAUACAUGUGGU